AUGAAGGGUCUAGCCAAUGAUAAGAAAAUAGAUUUUAAUAAUUUAAAUCUCGAUCGCUCAUAUACCCUUAAAGAAUUUGAAUUCAUCAAUGAUCAGCUCAAGACACGCAUUCUAGAAAUUGAUGGACAUCCAGUUAACCUUUUUGAUCUCGACAAAAACGGCAAGCUUAUCCCUAUGCCACAAUCACCUUACUCUAGAGCAAAAGUUGUUGCUGAAAUCAUUGGACAACUUAGUAAUUGGAAUAUCUGGACACGACAAAAUGGGGGCAUUACCUCAUCACAGGGAGGAUUCGAUUUUGAUGUUGGAGGUG
Molecule: messenger RNA, 310 nt
Organism: Entrophospora candida
Lineage: Eukaryota; Fungi; Glomeromycota; Glomeromycetes; Entrophosporales; Entrophosporaceae
Source: the annotation of a GenBank genome assembly